AUGGCGCCUACCAACGAUAUAACAGCCACACCCGCUGCCGACCAACAUAUCAGUCAUGGCGGGAAGGACUAUACCACAAUUAAGGAAGGACUAGCUUACAUCCUCAUACCGGCGUCAGCCUCGAAGAUCCCGCAGACCACUCCAAAAGGGGCAAACGCACCCCAAUCGGUUUUUUACAACCCCAUACAACAGUUCAAUCGCGACUUGAGCGUCCUUGCGAUCAAAGCUUAUGGCGAGGAAGCAAUAGAACGCAAAGAAAGAUCUAUCGCAAAGAACAAGCAGAAAAUACAGGACAAGAAACGAAAACGCGAGGAUGAUGGAUUGCGAGACAGUUCACGAAAAGCUGGCAAGAUUGAGAAGGAGAAGGGUGCUAUUGGAAGUGCAAAUCCUGGGCCAGCCGCGGAAAUAGUCUCUGAGUCUGUAGUGGAGGAAUCAACAGAUACUCAGCAGGAUAAGGAGAAUGGUUCAGUAGAGGCUGCAAAUGCUGUCGUGGACAAUUCUGUGUCAAUUGGAACGAAUGGAGAUGUUGAGAUGGUUACAGCAGAUGAGCAACUGUUAGUGGAGCAAAAGGCAGCCAGUGCUAAAACCACUGAAGCACCAUCCAUCGAGGCCAUUCCUGCAAAGGACAAUCUAUCAUCCCAGCCUAAAAAGCCAAGUUUUACAAUACUAGACGCAUUGUCAGCUACUGGUCUUCGUGCGCUGAGGUAUGCUCAUGAGAUCCCUUUCACCACCUCUGUGACAGCAAAUGAUCUUCUGCCGGAUGCCACCAAGAGUAUCAAACUGAACGUCCAACACAACAAAUUGGAAGACAAAAUCCAAACUGUCACAGGUAAUGCCUUGUCUCACAUGUAUAAUGUGGCAUGCGGUGAGUACAAGGAGAACGGAAAGCCAAAAGCUAAAUACGAUGUGAUUGAUUUGGACCCAUAUGGAACGGCUGCGCCAUUUCUUGAUGCCGCCGUCCAGUCGGUGAAGGAAGAUGGUGGACUUCUAUGUGUUACAUGUACAGAUGCUGGCGUAUGGGCAUCGAAUGGAUACCCAGAGAAAGCAUUUUCACUGUACGGAGGAGUUACAAUCAAAGGCCCACAGUCCCACGAAGGUGGUCUACGGCUCAUUCUUCAUGCCAUCGCAACGUCUGCGGCAAAAUACGGCCUGGCGAUGGAACCACUUCUAUCAUUGUCAAUCGACUUCUACGCACGGGUAUUUGUCAGAAUCCACAAGUCCGCAAACGAAGUCAAAUUUCUAGCUGGAAAGACAAUGGUGGUAUACAAUUGUGACGAAGGAUGUGGUGCAUGGACAACUCAGACCAUUGGCAAGAACAAACUCGCGGCGAACAAAAGUGGAAAGGGACACUUUUGGAAGCAUGUAUAUUCUCAGGCACCAUCCGCAAGCGAACAUUGCGUCCAUUGCGGUAUGAAAACACACAUGGCCGGACCUAUGUAUGGCGGACCUAUGCAAUCACCCGAAUUCAUCAAAAAGAUUCUAGAUGGAUUACCCAACGCAUCAAAAGACACCUACCAAACCCACGCCCGAAUCGAAGGCAUGCUAUCCACAGCACUAGAAGAACACCUCCCACCCAUCGUCGAAGACACCAACUCACCAACACACCCCUCCAAAACAAACCGCUACGACCCCGCUGCCCUAGAUCUCUACCCCUUCUUCUUCAUCCCAUCCACCCUCGCAAAAGUCCUCCACUGCGUCACGCCACACGAGAACGCCGUCCGUGGCGGCCUCCGCCAUCUCGGCUACAGAGCCACGCGUUCCCAUACCAAAGGCGGCUGUAUCAAGACCGAUGCGCCGUGGGAGGUUAUCUGGGAUGUGAUGCGCGAGUGGGUGAAGCAGAAAGCGCCAAUCAAGGAAGGGGCGUUGAAGGAGGGGAGUGCUGGGUGGCGGAUUUUGAGACUUGGUGAGGGUGAGGUUAAAGAAGGAGAGAAGCCGAAUUUGAAGGUUGUGUUUGAUGAGAAACUGGGCAUGGAGAGGGAUGCGAAGAAACUUGUGAGGUAUCAGAUUAAUCCGAGGGAGAAUUGGGGGCCGAUGAAUAGGGCUAGUGGGAAGGAUAAAGCGUAG
Molecule: messenger RNA, 2064 nt
Organism: Glarea lozoyensis ATCC 20868
Lineage: Eukaryota; Fungi; Ascomycota; Leotiomycetes; Helotiales; Helotiaceae
Product: S-adenosyl-L-methionine-dependent methyltransferase
Exons: 1
Coding region: 1-2064 (687 amino acids)
Biological process (GO): tRNA N2-guanine methylation
Cellular component (GO): nucleus
Molecular function (GO): RNA binding
Source: RefSeq, a predicted model, not a curated record